This is a messenger RNA of Oncorhynchus gorbuscha (pink salmon), 6783 nucleotides long. RefSeq names its product DENN domain-containing protein 2A-like. The record is from RefSeq and is a predicted model, not a curated record. The coding region runs from base 367 to 3696 and encodes 1109 amino acids. The transcript has 20 exons. Gene Ontology annotation, biological process: retrograde transport, endosome to Golgi. NCBI's taxonomy places the organism in Eukaryota, Metazoa, Chordata, Actinopteri, Salmoniformes, Salmonidae. Gene Ontology annotation, cellular component: actin cytoskeleton.
UUUAGGAGAAAGGGGUCAGCUAUUCCUUUAGGAUACAUGGCAAAUAAAGCAUAUAGAGGGAAAUACUAAAUCAGACUACUAAAGCCUUGGAGCUGCGUUGGACUUGAUGCAACCUUUGAGAUACACUUCUUCAUAAAAAGCCAAGAGAUGUUUUCCACGGUGUGUGAGAGAUGAUUGAUGACUAGUGUUGGAGUUGUGGGAAAGGAGAGGCAGAUCUUAGUAUGGCAACAUAUAGUAUUGGAGUUGACCUGCUUGUGAUUGAGGAAGUCAUGGAUAAUGAUGCUGUUGUAUCAAGGGUCACUGAUGUGGAAAUGAGCUCCUGUUCCGCUGGUAGACUCACAAGGUCUGUGCAACAGAGAAAGGUGUAUGCUGAGAAUGGAGUCUGCUAGCAGGAUGACUGCAGGGCAGGACUGCCUUUACCAAAUUGUUAACAAACGUGGCCUUCUGAAAGGGGACAGUGCACCUACAGACCCUAACAACAGGCCAGGGCAGUGCCAGGACAGGGAAGGAAGGGCAACCGAUCUGCCCCUCAUCUCCAUAAACAACCUGCUGGAGGUCCCAAGCAUAACUAUGCAGGCUGAGAGGAACACCUUGGCUGGGGGCAGAACACUCUCCAAACCUCCCCAUGCCACCAUCAAAGACAAGAUCUCAAAGUGGGAAGGGAAGGAGUCUUCCCCAUCCCCAACAUUAACAACAGCUACAACUACACCCACUCAGAGUAUUGUGGAAAGAACUGACUCCUUAAUUAAGAGUGAUUCCAAACCCACCAUUGAGGACUGCGAAAGAACGAAGAACAAUGGGAAGGAGAACAUAGAGCAUAUCUCCCCAACAGUCACUACAGUUCCUAUUGGGAAAAUAACAGAAUCCCUAAAAAAGAUUGAUUCCAGACCCACCAUGGAGCACUGGAGUAGACCAGCCAGCAAGGAGACACAGCAGAACCAUGGGAAAGAUAAUGUAGAAAUGGCUGGGAAUUCGAGGACUACCUCGCCUGUGGGGCAUGUAAAGGACACUACUGUGAAAAUAACUGAAUCCCUUCAGAAGAUGGAUGUCAGACCCUCCGAGGAGCAGCAUAAAGGACACUGCAGCAGGCUGGCCAGCAGGGGAAAGCAGCAGAACUUUGGGAAAGAGAUCAUAGGAAGGGCAGGGGUUUCUCGGCCUACUGUGGAGCCUGUGAAGGAGCAGGUGAUGGGGAUGCUGAAGAAAGACAACGGUAGGAGACUGGUAGAGCAGAGAGCCGUCUUCACUCUCUUCAAGAAGCUGGAGCAGACCAUGAGGGAGGAGAACCCCAGCAAGAGUCAUCUAGAGCUACCUGGCAACUACUUCUGCCCACCUAGCAGAGAUACACAUGUAGAGGCCAAGAGAAGAGAGAUAGAAUCCAUUUUAGGGACAUUGGAUGCUGACGAGAUGUUUGGGGAGUCAAGGCAAGGUGGGCAAGAGGGACGAGACCUGCAGAAUGUGUACACAGAGCCAGGGUCACCACCCAUAAACCCGGUCCCCAAACCCCAGCGCACCUUCCAGCAACGUACCUUUCAGCACCUCUCCAAAUUUGAAGCGAGGACCCGCUCAUUACCGAGACAUGGGAAAGGGCAGAGGAAUCUGCCCCCACUGCCUUCCAUCUCCCCUCCACCUCUGUCCAACCAGCCUUCCCCCAACAUCUACAGGAGACCCAGGACAGACAGACAAAGAGAUAGAGACAACCCCAAGAGGAAAUCAUUUGAGUUUGAGGACAUUCCAUCAUGUCAUCCGCCUUAUCAUCAUUAUGAAAUUAUUACAGACUCUUCCAAGGAGAAUCCAUAUGAGGACAUUGAGGUAUCCAGUCAGUGCUCAUCACAACCUUCUCUACCUUCCUCUCCUGGGUCAGAAUGCUCCAAGAUCUCCAGGCCUGGUUUCUUCAGACAGAACUCUGGUGGGAGUUGCAGCUUCAAGCUUCCAGAUCUGCGUAAGACCAACCAUCACCGUAGUGAUAGUGGAGGAGUAGCAUCUCCCCCCCGGCUCAGCCCCCAGUCCACCCCUCACAGCGCAGAUGAGCUGCCCCACUGGCUGUCUGGAGGAGAUUCCUAUAACCACGCCUGCAGGAGGAUACCAAUGGAUGUGCUUAAAAUCAACAGUAUCUUUGAGGCUCGUGUUGGAAAGAAACAUCUGAGGAGGGUCUAUCACAUUGCUGAGACCAGCUCAGGGAGAGUCACAGAUGAAAACACUGACUCAGAAAGUGAGACAGAGGACAGGGCUAAAGCCCAUCGGCAGCGCAUGUCCUCAGUCCAGUCUAUCCUGAGCCAGCCGGGAGAGGGUCAGUACUGUAACAAACACAGCUCUCUGGACCUCACCAGGAAUCUGAAGGAGCUUCAUCAACGCCAGCUCUUUGAGUACUUUCUGGUUGUGGCGCUGCACAGCACCAAGGCUGGCGUCCACUACCUGCCGGAGGUCACACAGCACUUUCCCCUCAAGCUGGAGCGGAGCUUCAAGUUCAUGAAGGAGACAGAGGAUCAGCUAAGGAUCAUCCCCCAGUUCUGUUUCCCUGAUGCUAAGGACUUGAAGCCAGUAGAGAACUACCCCAGUGAAAUGUUCUCUUUCGUUUUGACUGGCGAAGAUGGAAGCAGGAGGUUUGGAUACUGUCGUCGUCUACUGCCCAGUGGGAAAGGAAAGCGUCUCCCUGAAGUCUACUGCAUCGUCAGCCACCUGGGAUGCUUCCACCUCUUCUCCAAGGUCCUGGAUGAGGUGGAGAGGAGGAGAGCCCUGUCUCCAGCCCUGGUCCAGCCCUUCAUGAGGGCCAUUAUGGAAGCUCCGUUCCCUGCUCCUGGCAGAACCAUCACCAUUAAAACCUUCCUGCCCGGAUCUGGUACUGAGGUAAUGGAGUUAUGUCGUCCGUCUGACUCUCGUCUGGAGCAUGUGGACUUUGAGUGUCUCUUCUCCUGUCUGAGUCUGCGUCUGCUACUCAGGGUCUUUGGUUCUCUCCUGCUGGAACGCAGGGUCAUCUUCACUGCAGACAAACUCAGUACUCUGUCUCAGUGCUGUCAUGCGGUGGUGGCUCUACUCUACCCGUUCACCUGGCAGCACACCUACAUCCCCGUACUGCCCCCUGCCAUGCUGGACAUAGUGUGUACCCCCACCCCCUUCAUCGUAGGGCUACUGUCCAGCUCCCUCCCUCAGCUCACAGAGCUACCCCUAGAGGAGGUUCUGGUGGUUGACCUUGGAAACAGUCGCUUCCUCAGACAGCUGGAUGAUGAGGACACUAUCCUGCCUUCUAAACUCCAGUCAGCCCUAGAGACAGUCCUGGAGAGGAGGAGAGAACUGGCGUCAGAGCGAGGAGGAGACGGUCCUAAUGACUCUGGCCACCUCAGCACCGUUGUGUCCGAGGCCUUUGUGCGUUUCUUUGUAGAACUCGUCAGCCACUAUCCACUCUUCAUCACCCAAAGGGAGGUUGAGGCCUCCUCCCCCAUCCCUUCUUCUUUCCAACGAGAGUCCUUCCGUAAGUCUGUCUCGUCUAAGAGUAUGAGACAGUUCCUGGAGGUAUUCAUGGAGACACAGAUGUUUGGACUGUUCAUCCAGGAGAGAGAGCACCACAGACAGGCACUGAGAGGACUGUUUGAGGUGAGGGUGCAUGAGUAUUUGGAUUCAAUUCAUGGUAAUGAGCAUCGCAGGGUUAACAAGUUCCUCAAAGGACUGGGAAAUAAAAUGAAAUUCCUGUCCAAAAAGUGAUCCCCUCUCGACCGAUAAUCUGUUAAACCAGUAGCCUACAUGCAGAUGAUGGGACUGGACACAUUAAGGACUGAAGAACGAAGAGACCAACUGACAAUGAGUUUAUUGUGACUGAGGCCAUGUCUAGACUUGACAGUUAAUGCAGUUUUUGUAUUCUGAUCAUGGAGUUCUGAUCAUGGAAUUUCAAAUAAAUAAUUACAUUGUAUUUAACCAGGGGAAAACGCUUUGAGACCUUGGUCUCAAAGGCUGGGUCUCAUUUGCACAUGUGCCCUGGUAACAAUACAGAAUCAAACAAAAACAAACACAUUUAUAUAUAUAAAAAAUACCCAGCCUUUCUCCUAAAUUGACCCAGAGACAACAGCACAUUCAAAUGAUUAUUCCACAUGAUAGGGGCCUGGUAGGAAAGGCAGAUUUACCCAACUCUACACAUGGAGUCUCCAACCCUGUGAUCUAAUGUUGUAAUCCGCACAAUGCUGUUAAGUAAAUUGGUAGUUGUAUUGAGUAAGGCUUCAUAAAUAAAAACAGAAUAAUGAAGUGACGUCUGUGUUUUUAGCUAGGUCCAACCAACAUAAUGAUAAAGGAUGCAGUGGUGAGUGUCAAAACUGUCAGAUGUUAUAAAACAAAGUGUGCUUCAAAACACUGGAAGCAGCAUUCAUGUAUUUAAUAUCACCAUAAUCUAAAACAGGAAUAAAUGUAGCCUGAAUUAUCUGUUUUCUACUAUUUAAAUGAAAGGCUGGCCCUAUUCCUAUUAAGCCCAACUUAAUUAUUAAUUUAUUGACUAACUCGUCAACAUGCUUUUUAAAAGAUAGCAUGCAUCUACACCAACAUUUAAAUGUGUCUACUGUGUCCACACUUUGUUCUGGCUGGCAUUUAUGAGGCCAGCAAACACGUUCCUCAAACGCUAGAAACAUAUUUCCUCCAACAUUAUAAUGAAAAGGGAGCAUCUCUGAACACAGACCACCUGUCUUUUCAAUCCGAUCCUCAUAUUCUGAUAGCAGAAGUCGCAUGUUAAGUGUCAAGUGUAGACAUGCCCUCAGGGACACAUGAAGCCUGCAGUGUGUACAUGAUAGACUCAACAGAGAGAAUCCUGUAUACUGGGAGACUGUAUAGCACAGCCUGUAGAGAGACUGGUAUUGUACUAUAUAGUGUACUUAUCCAGUCUAAAUGAUCCAAACUACAUUUGAGGCCACAUGAGGGCAGUAGUUCAUUUUAUUUUAACAUGUAUAAUGUAAUUGUUAUGAGUGUGUCUGAUUUGAUGAAUACAGACACUUUGCCCUGACCAUUGUUCUUGUGAAUGAGACUCUGGCCAGGAUGCAAUCAGAUUGAGCGUUAGCCAGCAUUGACGAUAUCCGCAUUCAAAUGUGUUGGAGGUGUAACUGCAGUAUGAGCUGACAUAUCCGUGAGCGGCUGAGUUCAAAACUGCACUGCGCUAGAAAGUGAAGGCUCUAUCGAUCUUCGAAAUAAUGACUCUCAAAUAUCAAACCAUUGACGUUAGGCUAAUGCAUGUUAAUUUGGAUGGGAGGGGGGGUGUAUGCCUAUCAAUAUAUAUUUUGUGUUAGAACUUGUAAAGUGGCUGUAUGGGAUUUGUCAGAUUAUAGUCAGGUGUGGAUUCAUUGCAUCCAAUGGCAGUCUGCAAUAAGGUAACGCAAUAAACUGCUUGUGGAUUUGACAGCUCUAAUGCAAUUCCACCUCAGAUACCGUCAAAACAACUCUAUGCGCAUGUCCAGCUGAUUGAAACCUGCCCUCUGACUGGAUAAUUAUUUGCGGACAAAACCAACAGCUUUUGUUUCCCUUGAAUUCCUUUGUUUAUUUCAGUGUUGUGUACAAUAAAUGUUAGUACAUUGAGGGUCUAAAAAACGGACAACUUAAAAUGUACUUUAUGAAGUUGAAGAUGCAUACUCAUUCCUAGCAUGCAUGUUCGUCAGCCUACAUAUUCAACAGGCUACCUGGGAUAAGGGAAGGUGCUGGGGAUAGGGGUUGUACUGGGCGUGUUUCUGGAGAGUAGGAGGAGAGGAGAGUCCAUGGGGUGACAGCUGAUGGAUGUCCAUACAGCUGUCGUGUUGGACCUAGACAUGAAACCCCUCCAGAGCUAAUGCGGCAUUCCUGUCAUGUUGGAAACUCUGAAAAUUCCAACUUGCUAACCUAGCAGGAAGAGUUGGUGAGUUUCCCACUUGGGAGGUACCAGAAUCAACCAAUAGGAAAUAACUUGCGUUCAUUUUAACUCAGAGGUCCUGAGUUUCCAACAUAACAUGAAUGUGGCAUAAUGCCCUGCCUUUCUGCCAUCCUAAACAAGCACAGCUUCAGUCUGCCACAUAGACGUCUUCCUGCCACCUUUAAGCCUGCUAGCUAAGUAAAGCAUUACAUAACACAGCUGCUGACUGCUGAGUAUACUGUUGUAUUGUCUCAGCCUCCGGUCUUUACCCUUUGCCCGGUGAGCCAGCCUGUAUGCCCCAAGGACAUUCCACAUCAACACAACAAACUCACAGCCACAAGUUUGCACCGUAAAGCUGUCAGAGGAUAACAAUAAAUAAUUGUACCAUCAAAUCAGACAGUGACGUCCAUUAACAUGCCUCAAACUCCUCCCAGGAUGCAAUGAAAUAUCACAAUGUUUUGAAGAAUCAUCUGUUGAAAGAAGUCUGUUGACAGAUGUUUGCCUCAUUCCAGGAUAAAAUUCUCUCUCUCUAUAGCAGCCAGGUUGCUACCUGUUUAUUCUAUCCAUGGCAACAUACCUGCAGUGCAACCACCUGUCUGUUUGUCAGCUUGUCAGUUGUGGAUUACUAACAAGGACUCCUGGUUCUUAAUGCAAUGUAGCUGACCUGUUACUGAGGGCUCAAUACAACAUUAAUACAGAUGGAAUUGGUUGUGCUGGGGUUUAGCCAUGUGUAGACAACUGGGCUACAAUAUGGUGGCCAACAUGUUGUCAUUCUCUGGCCAAAAAAACGGUCAUGCCAACAUACAGGGCGCAUAGAACAGACCAGCCCAAAACCAGGACCAAACAGUCCGGAGAAUACACACAUGAAAACCACAAUCCAACAGAGUAACAAAAAACAAUCCCGCACAAAACAAGGGCGGGACAACCUACUACAU